Triticum aestivum (bread wheat) is the source of this 2541-nucleotide messenger RNA. Its product is annotated as probable sphingolipid transporter spinster homolog 2. Lineage: Eukaryota; Viridiplantae; Streptophyta; Magnoliopsida; Poales; Poaceae. Gene Ontology annotation, cellular component: membrane. The coding region runs from base 506 to 2314 and encodes 602 amino acids. The record is from RefSeq and is a predicted model, not a curated record. Gene Ontology annotation, molecular function: transmembrane transporter activity. Gene Ontology annotation, biological process: transmembrane transport. The transcript has 16 exons.
GAGCCAGGUCCACGGCCCGCCGCUCUGCUGCCCCACCCCUCCACCACCGCCUGUCGCCCCCUUUCCCCUCAUCACCACCACGCCGGCGUCCAGAUCACGGCGCCGGGGAAGAAGAAGAAGAAGAAGAAGAAGAAGAAGGAGAGCCGCGGUGCACGGGGAACAGAGAAGUAGAUAGAGGAGAGGGGAGGAGAGGAGAGAAUCUCCCACCACCCAGCAGCAAAGCAACCCACGACAGACGUUGCGUCGUCGCCACAAACAUCUUCACCGAAUAUCCAUCCGCCCGCCAGCCACCAGCCUUUACUGUUAAACCAACUGCCGCCCGCCCCGUAUUAUCCGGUUUCCCGUUCUCGCACGAGUAAUACUACUGUCGAGACAGACUGUUUAUAAACCCCAUCCCGUCCAUGGGAUAGAUAUUUGGGAAGGAAUCCCGGUAGGCCACGAUUUCUCCCCCCGGCCGAAAACCGAUCGCGAGUCAAACUCCGGGCGCAUAUAUUUUUUGUAGUAUAUGGGCGGAUCCGACGCAGCCCCAGCCGCAAGGGACGACGCCCAGGUCGUGGUGGUUGUGGGAUCCCCCGUCGACGGCCCCCCCGCCCCCUCCGCCUCCGACCUCCCUCUCGCUGCCUCCGCGCCGGCCUCCACGCCACCGGCGCCGGAGGAGGCGGAAGCUAAGCGGGAGCUCUCGGCGGCUGCUCCGGCCGAGAGUUUAGUGGUGGAAGGUAAGCAGGUGGAGGCGGCGGCGGCGGCGGCGCAGGCCAUGGCGGUCACCGUGGUGCGGGACGUCGAGGCGGGCCCCGAAGCGAGCACCAGCGGCGUGGCCGACGAGAAGCCCUCCUGGUUCACCCCGAAGAGAUUACUUGUGAUGUUCUGCAUAAUCAACAUGCUAAAUUAUGUUGACCGGGGAGUAAUAGCAAGUAAUGGUGUCAAUGGCAGCCGUGGCAGUUGUUCUGGUGGCACAUGCUCAUCAGGUUCUGGAAUUCAGGGUGAUUUUAAUCUGAGCAAUUUUGAAGAUGGCGUGUUGUCCUCGGCAUUUAUGGUAGGGUUGUUGGUGGCUUCCCCGAUAUUUGCGUCAUUGGCAAAAAUACACAAUCCUUUCAGGCUUAUUGGCGUCGGAUUGUUAGUCUGGACUAUUGCAACAGCUGGCUGUGGGUGCGCGUUUGAUUUCUGGUCAAUUACUGUAUGUCGCAUGUUAGUUGGUGUUGGUGAAGCUUCGUUUAUAAGUCUCGCAGCUCCUUUCAUUGAUGACAAUGCACCAGCAGCACAGAAAACUGCAUGGCUUGCUAUGUUCUACAUGUGUAUACCCACUGGGAUAGCACUGGGUUAUGUUUAUGGUGGGUUGGUUGGGGGUCAUCUGCACUGGCGUGCUGCUUUCUGGGGAGAGUCAAUUUUGAUGCUUCCCUUUGUCAUUCUGGGCUUUGUGAUAAAGCCACUAGAGCUCAAAGGAUUUACUCACAACAAAAAGACAAAAGAGUAUGGUCAAAUGCUCAGUCCGGAGCUUCAAGAUGAGACAAAUAAUAAUGGAAUAAAGCAGGGUGUGCCUGCUGUAGUUGAGGGCCUUGCAGAAAAGUCUUCCCUCUCCAGUUUCGGGAAGAAAGUUAUGAUUGAAAUCCAUCAUUUUGGGGUAGAUAUGAAAGAAUUGCUACAAGAGAAAGUCUAUGUUUUCAAUGUGGCUGGUUACAUCUUUUACAACGCUGUCAUUGGUGCCUAUUCAUAUUGGGGCCCCAAGGCUGGUCAGGAUAUCUACCACAUGGCCAGUGCAGAUCUAAUGUUUGGCGGAAUAACAAUAGUGUGUGGAAUAGUUGGAACCCUUGCAGGGGGUUUCAUCCUUGACAAGAUGGACUCUACAAUUUCUAAUGCUUUCAAGCUUCUUUCUGGCGCAACUUUCCUCGGGGCAAUAUUUUGUUUCAGUGCCUUUUGUUUCAAGAGCCUUUAUGGAUUCAUACCCUUCUUUUCAGUGGGGGAGCUAUUGGUUUUUGCAACUCAGGCUCCAGUAAACUACAUAUGCCUUCAUUGUGUGAAACCAAGUUUGCGGCCAUUAUCAAUGGCUAUGUCUACUGUUUCGAUACAUAUAUUCGGUGAUGUGCCUUCUUCACCCAUCGUUGGGGCUCUUCAGGACUAUCUCCAUAACUGGAGAUCAACUGCGCUUUUAUUGACAUCCGUCCUCUUUAUUGCGUUUGGAUUUUGGUUUACCGCCAUAUUUUUCCGCAGCGUUGAUCGUUCGAAUGAGCAGAGCGAGCAUGAUGUUCCUGCCACUGAGAGAUCAAACCUCAGGCCAUUGCUUGAUGAUGGAAACGAUGAAGCGCACACUUCUCAAUGAUCAAGGAAGUCAUCAAGCAAGAUGUCUUUUUCUUUCUUAGCUGGAUUAUUUCGGCCGUACCAGCAAACAUGUGAAAUGUAAAUUUGCAUGUCCGUUGGCUGUACCUGUACAUAAAUCGUUUGCUCUCUUGGUCUUCUUGGCUUUUGUGUACAGACUGCAGAUACUGCAAACAGUAUGUAUCAAUGGUGUAACUUGGUUGAUUAGAAAGGGUGGGUAAUGUUUGCACA